AUGUUCUCCAAGACUCUCAUCGCAACCCUCCUCGCCAGCACUGUUGCUGCUAGCCCUAUCGCCGCUAGCACAGCCAGCACUACCUACACGCUCCGUACUUUCCCAACUGGAGCAGGGUCGAUCUUUCGAGGCUUGGAGAUCAGUGCAGACAGCGGGUUUCUUUGGGUUGGAAAACCUACACCAGCCGUUCAAUUCUCUUUCGAUGACGGACAUGUAAACAUCCAAGGAGGACAAGAGUUGUAUCUCCUCAACAAUUCAGUCGCAUAUGCUGCUCCAGACGCCAGCCGCGCAUUUGAUGCAGGUUGGGUGUUCCAAGCCCCUUACAGUAGUCCAAAUGCCGCCCUUGGAUCGUUGACAUUCCCUGGCUUCACCUUCUGGGCUUGCUCAACCUCCGAGGCUGAUGUCUAUUCUAUCGCUGUUUUCCAUGCCGAUGCCCGUACUUACCCUGUUGGAUGCGAGGAAAUCCAAUUGAUUGUUUAG
Molecule: messenger RNA, 480 nt
Organism: Botrytis sinoallii
Lineage: Eukaryota; Fungi; Ascomycota; Leotiomycetes; Helotiales; Sclerotiniaceae
Exons: 2
Coding region: 1-480 (159 amino acids)
Source: RefSeq, a predicted model, not a curated record